AUGAAUCACCUUAUCAGAGAGGAAGAAUACUUGGAUGAGACCAAAGCUGGGAAGUGGACAACCACUUUGAAUGAGGCCACUUUGGACCCGUUUGAUCCAAUUGAGAGGAUUAAAAAAGGGUUUAUGCAAUUCAAGACCAACGAAUUCGACCCAGAUCCAAAAUAUUACAGUCAACUUGCAGAAGCCCAGGACCCCAAGUUUUUAGUGUUUGCAUGCUCAGACUCUCGAGUCUGCCCUUCUCAUAUCCUAAACUUUUGGCCAGGGGAAGCCUUCAUGUCCCGAAGCAUUGCUAAUUUGGUCCCUGAAUUUAACCAUGUUAGAUAUUGUGGAAUUGGUGCAAUCAUCGAAUAUGCACUCACGUCUCUUCAGGUGGAGAUUGUUCUGGUCAUAGGGCACAGUCAUUGUGGUGGACUUAAGGGUCUUAUGUCUGGUGAAACAACCUCUAAUGACUUCAUAAAUGACUGGGUCAAAAUUGGCUUACCGGCUAAGGCCAAGGUGAUAUCAGAGUCCGGCGAUUUAUCAUUUGACGACCAAUGCCAUAUUUAUGAAAAGGAGGCAGUGAAUUUGUCAUUGGUGAACCUAUUAACUUAUCCAUAUGUGAGAGAUGGAGUGGCUAACAAAACUCUACAAUUGAUGGGUGGACAUUACGACUUCGACAACGGAACUUUUAGCCUCUGGGGUCUUGACUUCGGCUUCAACUCGCCUCUGGAAAUUUGA
Molecule: messenger RNA, 717 nt
Organism: Cornus florida
Lineage: Eukaryota; Viridiplantae; Streptophyta; Magnoliopsida; Cornales; Cornaceae
Product: carbonic anhydrase 2-like
Exons: 8
Coding region: 1-717 (238 amino acids)
Biological process (GO): carbon utilization
Molecular function (GO): zinc ion binding; carbonate dehydratase activity
Source: RefSeq, a predicted model, not a curated record